Messenger RNA from Calliphora vicina (urban bluebottle blowfly), 959 nucleotides. RefSeq names its product BCAS2 pre-mRNA processing factor (gene BCAS2). Bases 72 to 896 code for a protein of 274 amino acids. Gene Ontology annotation, cellular component: precatalytic spliceosome; catalytic step 2 spliceosome; Prp19 complex. The transcript is spliced from 2 exons. Lineage: Eukaryota; Metazoa; Arthropoda; Insecta; Diptera; Calliphoridae. The record is from RefSeq and is a predicted model, not a curated record. Gene Ontology annotation, biological process: mRNA processing.
CGGAGAACAGAAAAACUACAAAUUAUUAUUAUUAAAUAUAUAAGGUUUUAUUAAAAUUUCAUUGUUAAAACAUGGCUGGAGAAGUUACUGUGGAUGCUUUACCAUAUAUUGAUCAGGGCUACGAUGAUCCAGGUGUUAGAGAAUCCGCAUUGGCCAUGGUAGAAGAGGAAUGUCGUCGCUACAGACCAACCAAAAACUAUUUAGAACAUUUAUCUCCCCUUAGCUCAGCCGCAUUCGAGACAAAACUCAUGGCUCAAGAAUUUGAACGCAUACAGAAUCGUGUACCCAUGGAAACACUCAGUAUGAAACGUUACGAAUUACCACCACCAGCAGCUGGGCGUUUAUCAGAAGUCUCUGCUUGGGAAGAAUCCAUAGACAAUUCAAAAGCUCAACUAGAACAUCAAUGGGUAAGGACAAUGAAUUUAGAACUUAUGCUCGACUAUGGUAUUGAGGCUUGGAAAGCCUAUCUAGAGGUAUUUGUGGCUUUACAAGCUAAAGCCCAAAAUCAGCUGCAGGCUUUGAAAAAAGAAAUACAAGAUGUUAACUGGCAAAGAAAACAGGCUCAAACUCAGGCUGGUGAAAAGUUGCGCACACUCGAAGCCAAUUGGGUAUUGUUAGUAUCGAAAAAUUAUGAAAUCGAGCAACAAUGCGUCGAAUUGGAAAAACAAAUACACACACUACGCGCGCACAUAGCUGAGAAUGAAAAGGCCAAAGAGAUUGAACAAGAACAAACCGAACAGAUUAAUGGCCAUGCUGAUGAUAAUGGCGAAGAGGAAAAUAAUAGUAAUAGCUCUGAAAAUAAUUCCGGAAAUAACGACGACACUCCAGAAGAAGAAAAGGAAACUCAGCAGCACGAAGAGGACGAAGACCAAGAAAUGAGAUCAGUGGAGACUUAAUUAAAAAUAUUUAGGAUUUAUAGAUUAAUUUAAUAUUGCUAAAAUAUAAAUUUAAGAACUGAA